Messenger RNA from Erythranthe guttata (spotted monkey flower), 518 nucleotides. Its product is annotated as cytochrome b5. Gene Ontology annotation, cellular component: membrane; intracellular membrane-bounded organelle. The record is from RefSeq and is a predicted model, not a curated record. Gene Ontology annotation, molecular function: heme binding. Lineage: Eukaryota; Viridiplantae; Streptophyta; Magnoliopsida; Lamiales; Phrymaceae.
AAGGAAACAUACUCUCUGAAGAAAAAUGGCAGAAAAAGUUUACACCUUUGAGGAAGUAGUCAAGCACAACAACAACCACGACUGCUGGCUUAUCAUCUCCGGCAAGGUGUACGAUGUGACCGCAUUUCUAGCGGAUCAUCCCGGUGGUGAUGAAACCUUGUUGGAGUCCACAGGAAAGGAUGCAACAGGUGAUUUUGAAGAUGUUGGGCAUAGCAAAGAUGCAAAAGAUAAGAUGAAGGGACUUUUGAUUGGUGAUUUUGAUGAAUCAACUCUUCCUCCCCAAUAACCGCACUUCUUUCGGUUUCGCAGUUGAUGUUUCUUAAGGCCUCGUUUGGUUGUGGAGAUUGGCCAUUUAUGAAUUAAAUAAUUGGACUUUGUUUAAUAUUUGAUAUAUGAUAUUUCCAAUAGCUUGUCGGGUCGAUCCGCGGAUAUUAUGUUCUCAUAGUUUAUCUUACCUUCUAGGCAUGUUUUUAUUGAAUCUUCCAAGAACGAAUAAUCAAUUGAAUUUCAUUAGUAUC